CCCGAGCCCUCCCUUUGGCCAUUCUCUCUCUCUCUCUCUCUCCUCAUACACACUCCAAUCCAAAUCCAAUCAGUUGUCUCAGACCACUCUCACAGAUAUACCGAAAACGACUUCUUUCGACCCUUCACUCUCUCUCUCUCACUCUCUCUCUCUCUCUCUCUACUGUAAACAACUACAAAGAAAAACACACACAGAAAAAAACGGAGAGGUGAUCUGGGUUUCAAGCAACAAUGGUUGCUGGGAAGGUAAAAGUAGCAAUGGGUCUUCAAAAAUCUCCAGCAAAUCCCAAACCAAACUCAUCCCCAAAACAACCACCACCACCACCAUUGCCUUCACCACCUAGUUCCACCAAGGCUCCACACAAGAGCGCCGUCUUCUCACGCUCCUUCGGCGUCUACUUCCCACGCGCCUCCGCCCAGGUCCAGCCUCGUCCGCCGGAUGUGACGGAGCUCCUCCGCCUUGUCGAAGAGUUACGCGAACGAGAGUCUCUGUUGAAGACUGAACUCCUCGAAUUCAAACUCCUCAAAGAGUCCGUAUCCAUUUUGCCAAUCCUUGAAAGCGAGAUCGCUUCUAAAGAUGCUGAGAUUGAUCGGAAUGCGAGGAAGAUCGAGUGUUUGGAGGUUGAGAACGAGAGGUUGAGGCAAGAUUUGGAGCUUCUUCAUAUGAAAACAUUGGAGGAAAAGAGAGAAUACGAAAGGAGAUUCAAAGCAAUGGAAGCUGAGAUUGUAGAGUUAUCGUCGUCGUCGCAGAGGUUCCAGGGGCUGAUUGAUGUGUCUGUGAAGUCGAAUCUGAUUAAGAACGUGAAAAGAGGAGUGAAAGCUCAUGACAAUGGCGUCAAUUUUGAAAACCCUAGCAAAAACAAUGAGGUUGUGGAGAUUAACAGAGAUGAGAUUGUUGAAAUCGAUCGACCUAGACAUUCUCGCUCUAACUCAGAUGAAAUCGCCGAGUCUUCUUCUACAUUCAGAUCUCGAGCACCUAGGGUUCCGAAGCCUCCUCCGAGACCUUCAUCUUCUUCAUCGACAUCGAUUCCUCCGCCUCCGCCGCCGUCGACGAAGACAGCACCACCGCCUCCGCCGCCGCCGCCGAUGCCGGCGAAGGGGAUGAAGGCAUUUCCGGCGAAGGUGAGGAGAGUUCCGGAGGUGGUGGAGUUCUACCACUCGUUGAUGCGGAGGGACUCGCGGCGGGAACCAGGCGGUGGCGCCGCCGAUGCGCCGGCGGCGAACACCCGCGACAUGAUUGGAGAAAUCGAGAACCGGUCAGCUUACUUGCUAGCCAUUAAGACAGAUGUAGAAACACAGGGUGAUUUCAUUAGGUUUUUGAUCAAAGAAGUUGAGAACGCUGCAUUCACGCACAUUGAAGAUGUUGUGCCAUUUGUUAAAUGGCUUGAUGACGAGCUCUCUUACUUGGUUGAUGAAAGGGCAGUUCUGAAACACUUUGUUUGGCCUGAGAAGAAGGCUGAUGCCUUGCGCGAAGCUGCAUUUGGAUAUAGUGAUCUCAAGAAACUUGAAUCCGAGUCAUCAUCAUUUUGUGAUGAUCCCCGGCAGCCUUGUGUUUCUGCUCUCAAGAAAAUGCAGGCCUUGUUUGAAAAAUUAGAGCAUGGCAUUUACAAUCUCUCACGAGUAAGAGAAUCAGCUACUAAGCGAUAUAAUGUGUUUCAUAUUCCAACAAAUUGGAUGCUUGAUACCGGAUAUGUAAGUCAGAUCAAGCUGGCUUCUGUGAAAUUAGCCAUGAAGUACAUGAAGAGAGUAUCUGCGGAACUUGAAAUAGGUGGUGGUGGUGGUGGUGAAGAAGAGCUGAUAGUGCAAGCUGUAAGGUUUGCCUUCCGAGUUCAUCAGUUUGCUGGUGGAUUUGAUGCGGAAACAAUGAAAGCAUUCCAAGAGCUGAGGGAGAAAGCAAGAACUUGCCAUAUACAGUGCCAAAACCAGCAACGACAGAAAUACAUAUGCAGUUCUGCAACUUGCUAAUAUCUGUAGCAAACUCGGCUUCAGGAAUCACUGCCAGUUUUUUUUGUUGUAAAGAAGUUUACACACCAUAUGUUUGUGAAUACAAUGGCAGCUGCCAUCUCGCAUUCACUUUUAUUUAUAAUCAUAUUAACAAGAAAAUGCCCACUUUUCCUUGCUCACCAUUUCCAUAUCCAAAAACAAAAAAAAAACAAAAAAAACAAAAAA
Messenger RNA from Camellia sinensis, 2168 nucleotides. RefSeq names its product protein INCREASED PETAL GROWTH ANISOTROPY 1. Gene Ontology annotation, cellular component: cortical microtubule. Gene Ontology annotation, biological process: protein localization to cortical microtubule cytoskeleton. NCBI's taxonomy places the organism in Eukaryota, Viridiplantae, Streptophyta, Magnoliopsida, Ericales, Theaceae. The record is from RefSeq and is a predicted model, not a curated record.